GACGACAUUGUGUCUGAAGACAUUCCCGAUUUGGCUGGUGCCCAGGUGAUGUCGAAAGACAUGACCUUGCAGCCUGAUGAUCAGCGACUUGAGGCCCGAGAACUGCUGAGUGGGUAUGCCGCGCUUGAGACCACGCUUCGGGAGCACAAGGACCUUCUGCAAUCGCUGGUCAGUGCGAGCGAGGCAAGCAGCAAGACGCGCGUUAGCCGAGAAGAGCCUGCGGCCUUCAACCUGCCAGGUGCUGUGGAAGAUGGGGUGAGGCCCACUUCGAAGGAAGGCACGUGGCCUGGGCAUGCCGGUUCCCUGAGCACUCGACAGCCAGAGCCACUGGGUGCUGAGGCCUCUGACCAGAGCAGCUCCAAGCAGUCGAAGAAGAAGAAGCAUUCAGCAGAGGGACCAUCAGAACUGAGUGCCGUCGUGCCCACUACACCUCAGGCGGACACUGGCAAAGAUGAUUCCGACCUGCAGACGGCAGGUGCCAAAUUGGUGCACAGGGCAACCUACAUCGCAGAGACCUUCAAGGCCGACAUGAACCAGGUUCAGGCUGACGACGAGGAGAGCGCCGAAAGCGAGGGCGCUGGCUACCGCUGGAAAGUGCGGCGAAUUCUGGCACAUCCAGCAUUUGAUAUUACCAUUGGCGGCUUUAUCGUCCUGAAUGCCGUCAUGCUCGGCAUUCAAAGCGAUUGGAGCGUUCAGAACAUCACCGGUCAGGUUCAGACAGCCUGGAAUGCUCAGAACAUCACCGGGCAGGUUCCGGAUGGUUGGAGCCUUGAGAGCAUCAAUGCAGAGGAGCCGGAAGCCUUUUCCGUCAUUGAGAAGAUCUUCGCUGUGAUUUUCGCAAGCGAGCUCGCCCUUCGACUCUUUGGGAGAGGUUUCGUUGGAUUCUACUGUGGGCCAGAGUGGAAGUGGGCCCUCUUCGACUCGACCAUUGUCGGGCUUCAGAUGAUCGAAGAGGUCUCCACCUUGGCAGUGGGCUCCCAAGCGGCUCAGGGCGGGAACUUGGGCUUCAUGCGAGUGAUGCGGAUUCUCCGGUUGCUGAGAAUUAUGCGGCUAGUUCGUCUCCUGCAGUUUGUCAGCGAGCUUCGCACAAUGGUCAUGUCCAUCGUGGGCUCCAUGAAGUCGCUGGUGUGGACGAUUUUACUUAUGCUCCUCAUAAAGUACAUCAUCGGAGUUUGUCUCUGCCAGCUGAUUGCAGACCGGGGCUUGGAAAAUCCAGGUGCCAUGACGCAGGAUCUGGUGGAGUUUUAUGGGAGCCUGCCGCGAGCGGUGCUGUCCUUGUACCAGGCCAUGACUGGUGGAGUGGAUUGGAACGACCUUAGCAAGCCUCUGGAAGAAAGUAUCUCCCCUUUGAUGACAGUUGGCUUCGCCCUCUACGUCGCUUUUGCGGUUUUGGCCAUGAUGAACGUGGUUACAGGCGUUUUCGUCGAGUCGGCCCUCGGGUCGGCAAGAGAGGACCGGGAGAAGGAGGUGAUCAGCUCGGUGAAGAAGAUCUUCCAGGUGGCUGAUCACGACCAAAGCGGUGUCCUCACCUGGGGCGAGUUUUCCAAGACGCUGGAAGAGCCGUCAAAUUUGAAGUACUUCGGCAGUCUUGGCAUCAAUGCGAGUGAGGCGCGAGGUCUUUUCGGCCUCUUGGAUGCCGAUGAGUCAGGCAGUGUGAGCCUGCAGGAGUUCAUGCAAGGCUGCUUGCGCCUACGGGGACAGGCGAAGGCCAUUGACAUGGCCACCCUGAUGUAUCAGAACAAGCGAAUCGUCUUCUGGCUCGCGGACAGGUUGGAACGCCUGGAGGGCAGUGCGGCGCCUACUUGCUGCGAAGUUUCGGGUGUCGUCCAACUGGUCGGACUCCAAUCCCGAGCCGAUCGGAAGCCCCGACCUUUAACCCCGCACCCUGAGCCCAAGCAAAAAUGGCGAUCGACCAGCUCAAGACGCGAAGAGGAGCAGAGUACUCAGCUCAGCUUUGCUUGGGAGGCUUGCGGCCCGCGGAAAACGAUGGCAAGGCUUGGUGUCUGA
This is a messenger RNA of Symbiodinium necroappetens, 2007 nucleotides long. The record is from the annotation of a GenBank genome assembly. Lineage: Eukaryota; Dinophyceae; Suessiales; Symbiodiniaceae.